AUGACCGAUAAUAUCAUUAACUUGAUGGCGAGGAUAUUGUCCGAAACUUUUUCACCAACCUUUAGACUUCUGUAUCUAAAACAGGUGGUCUGGUGCAGUGAAAGGAGCGCCCGAGAAGUGCAGCGUAGUCGGGGCUGCCCAGAAGACGAAGGGGGAGGCUUGGGGUGCGGGGCGGGGGGGCACCGUCUAGACGGGCCGCAGACGCGGCGGAGGCUGCGCCGCGCCCGCCGCUCACGGCUCACCCACACAGCGGCGCGCUGCAUCGCCGGAUUUCACCACACCGAUGCAAUUGCGCAGUCGAUCGGUGGCCAGCCCGAGCAGGAAGUCAGCGCUUUUUUACCUCCGCGGUCGGCCGGGGCGUCGGGUUGCGGGCGUCCGAGCCGCGCCCCGUUUCAACACGACGCGAGCAACUCGCCCGUCCGAGCCGCGGGCUUAGAGCCGCGAUUGCUUAGUGUCCAGCCGCUCUCUUUCAAGUCUCUCAAGCCGCUCUCUUUCAAGCCGCUCUCUUUCAAGCCGCUCUCUUUCAACUCUCUUUUAGAGCUACCUGAGUUCAAAUUCCGGCCAAAAACCAAACGCUACCACACG
Iphiclides podalirius (scarce swallowtail) is the source of this 585-nucleotide messenger RNA. The record is from the annotation of a GenBank genome assembly. NCBI's taxonomy places the organism in Eukaryota, Metazoa, Arthropoda, Insecta, Lepidoptera, Papilionidae.